Molecule: messenger RNA, 1293 nt
Organism: Sciurus carolinensis (gray squirrel)
Lineage: Eukaryota; Metazoa; Chordata; Mammalia; Rodentia; Sciuridae
Product: olfactory receptor 4S2-like
Exons: 1
Biological process (GO): G protein-coupled receptor signaling pathway
Cellular component (GO): membrane
Molecular function (GO): G protein-coupled receptor activity; olfactory receptor activity
Source: RefSeq, a predicted model, not a curated record
AUGGAAUAUGAAAACAUUACUGAAUUUAUUCUUCUGGGACUAUUUAGUAAUGCAGAUGUGAAGACUCCUUGCUCUGUGAUAUUUUCACUUUGCUAUCUUGCAAUUCUUUCAGGAAACCUGGCCAUUCUUCUCACCAUCAGGGGAAGCCACCUUGGUGAGCAACCCAUGUACUUUUUCCUCAGCUACCUGUCCUUCAUGGAUGUCUGCUUUACUUCCACAGUGGCCCCCAAACUGAUCAUAGACUUACUGGUUCAGUGGAACACCAUCUCCUUCAGUGGCUGCGUGUCCCAGAUGUUUCACGCACACUUCUUUGGAGCCACUGAGAUCUUUAUCCUGGUGGCCAUGGCCUAUGAUCGCUAAGUAGCCAUCUGUAGACCCCUUCACUAUGUGGUCAUCAUGAGCAGAAGGGCGUGCUACAUCCUUGUGAUGGCUUCUGUCAUUGGAGCUUUUAUCCAUUCACUGAUGCAGGUGUUGAUCAUUAUUCAACUUCCCUUCUGUGGCCCCAAUCAGAUAGACCACUAUUUCUGUGACAUCUUCCCCCUGUUGAAGUUGGCCUGCACUGACACAAGGCUCUUGAAGAUCAUAAUCGUUACCACCACAGGGAUGCUGUCCAUUCUGACCUUUGUUGCCUUGGUAAUUUCUUAUGUCAUCAUCCUGUCCACCUUGAGGACUCGCUCAUCUGAGGGCCGCCGCAAAGCCCUCUCUACCUGUGGCUCGCACAUCACGUUUGUGCUCAUGUUCUUCUUGCCCCUCAUCUUCACCUAUGUCCCCAUGGCCGAUUCUGUCAGCGAUGACAAAGUGUUUGCUCUGUUUUACACCAUGAUUGCCCCCUUGUUCAACCCUCUCAUCUACACACUGAGAAAUGCAGACAAGAAGAACGCCAUGAGGAAAGUGUGGGGCCCACACAAAUUGUUGGAAGGGACUUGGGGUUGGCGCCCUUGGCCUGAUCUUGUUCUCUGCACUGAAUCAAUGUCAGUAAACAGGGCAGGUGCAGAGAGGUGGUAUGUGUCACCCACAGCAGCAUGUCUUGAAGAGAGAAGACCCCUGGCCACUCUCCUUCUGUUGCUUUACAUUUCUGAGACCGUACACAAAAGAAGGGAACCAGAUGAUCUCCAGGUUCUUCCUGGCUCUGACAUUCUAGCAGUUAAUCUGUUCUUCAUAAACCAAGACAAAAGGAACAUUAUGUUACUGAUAUUGAUUCAAAUUAGAAAUGCUUCAUGGUUUGUCAGAUGUGCCCUGUCUCAGGAAGCAGGUUUCUCAACUGAGACAUCUGUUAUAGAUACAGACAAUUAG